Notechis scutatus (mainland tiger snake) is the source of this 2418-nucleotide messenger RNA. Lineage: Eukaryota; Metazoa; Chordata; Lepidosauria; Squamata; Elapidae. The record is from RefSeq and is a predicted model, not a curated record.
AUGGCUUUGGCUGACAAGAGGCUUGAAAACCUCCAGAUCUAUAAAGUCCUUCAGUGUGUUCGCCAGAAGGACACGAAACAGAUUGAAAAGCUCACCAAGCUUGGAUACCCUGAACUCAUCAAUUUCACCGAGCCAGAAAAUGGAGACGGUGCCCUUCACCUGGCUUGUGUGGCCAACGACAUUGACAUGUGCAACUUUCUUUUAGAACUUGGCGCUCACCCCGAUAUCCAAGAUCGAAUGGGGCGCACCCCCGCGAUGAAAGCGGCAGAACUUGGCCACGACUUGGCCUUGGAUGUGCUGGUCCAGGCCGAGGCAGAUAUGACCAUAGUGGAUGCAGAAGGAAAAGGAGUGCUAUUUUAUUGCAUUCUGCCCACCAAGCGGCACUUCCGCUGUGUUCAGAUGGUCCUCGAAUUUGGAGCGGAUGUGAACAACUGUGCUUUUGAGGGGAAGCCAGUUUUCGUACAAGCCUGUGAGCAAGCCCACGAGAUCAAAGAGAUAUGUAUGACAUUUUUGGAAAGAGGAGCAGAUCCCAAUGCAACAAACCCAGCAACAGGCCGCACUGCCUUGAUGGAAGCAGCAAGAGAAGGGGUUUUAGAGGUGGUCCGGGGUAUCCUGGAGAGAGGUGGGAAUGUUAAUGUUUUUGACAACGAGCGACACCAUGCUGCCCAUUUUGCUGCCAAAGGAGGGUUUUUUGAGAUUCUGAGGAUUAUUUCUGCCUACAAUGGAGAUGUGGGCCUUAUAGCCAUGAAUGGAAACACGCCUCUUCACUAUGCUGCUGCUGGAGGUUUUGCCGAGUGCUGCAAGUUUAUCGGUCAAAGAGGUUGUGAUCCUACUUGGAGAAACUUAGAGAAGAAGGUCCCGAGGCAGGUGGCUAAAGAAGGGGGAUUCAAAGCAGCUGCAAAGGAGAUACGUAAAAUUGAGCGGCGAUUUGCCAAAUUUUCCAAACCCAAACCUGGGGUUAAGGAUCCCAAUCCACCCUGGGCUAUCAGGUUGCACGAUUGGUCUGGAGAAAAUCAGGCGAGCCUUCGUGAAGCAUUUGAGCGUUACGAUCGAGGGGAUGGGACUGUGACCAAGGAAGAUUUUGUAUCUAUUAUUGAGGAAAGGUAUCCAUUUAUUGAGCCAGAGCAGCUACGUACAAUAGCUCAGGUUCAUGAGAAAAUGCGUGCCGCAGGAGUUAACAUUGAAGAAUUUCUGAAGGGCAACCGGUACUUGCAGAAGCCUUUCCUCCUUGGGAGUUAUGGUCCAAAGAAGAAGAAGCCCAAGAAAGCAAAAGGCAAAAAAGGAAAAUUUGCCAUGCCAAUGCCAAUCUGUGUCAUUCCAGAGAGCUCCCGCCCUCGUCGGACAGACGGGGGACCCCCAGAAUACAUGAUUGAAACUUAUCAAAAUGUAACUGACUGCACUCGGUUCAAUCGGGAUCACCCUCCAGAACAUCCUUUGCAGGAUGAUUCCUGGUGGUACGUUGAUGACCCACCAAAGAACUAUGCCAACAUCAAUUAUCUUGCCAAAGAGGGGGAUCUUUCGUCUAUAAGAAAAGCAUUUGAAGCAGGGGUACCGGUAGACAUCAGAGACCAUUUCUAUAAGACUCCGUUGAUGGCUGCCUGUGCAAGUGGCAACAUGGAAGCAGUACAGUUCCUUCUCGAAAAGGGGGCGAGUGUAAACGCCAAAGACAAUUUUAUGUGGACUCCUCUCCAUCAUGCCUGCCACGCAGGGCAGCAAGACAUUGCUGAACUCCUUAUGAAAGCUGGUGCCACAAUAGAUGCCGUCUCAAUCAAUGAUGCAACCCCAUUGAUGAGGGGUAUUGAAAGCAGCCGCUUGGACACCGUGCAGUAUUUAAUCAACAGUGGUGCUAAGGCGCAGAUGGCAAACCGAAGAGGACAAAACUCACUGGAAAUUGCCAGGGCCUAUGCAGACAACCGACUGAUCCACUUCAUUCAAGAUACCUUGGACCGCUUGCCACAAUCCACAGAAGUCAAAGGGGAUAAGAAGAAAGGGAAAAAAGGGGCCAAGCCUAAAGCCCCUGCUGCUGCUACUCCUACUCCAGCUCCAUCAGGAGUUCCAGCUCUUCCCAAGCCAAAGUUUGAAGAACAAUCAAAGGAGUCUGUGAAAGAGGAGAUGCCACAACCCCUUGAGGCUAUUGUUGAGAAAUCACUUUUUGAAGAAGAGAAGGAAUCCAUCAAAGAUAAUGUAGUUUAUCUGAAUUCUCUGAUAACCAGAGGAGCUACAAAGAAACUUAAUAUCACUUUCACACCACAGAGAUCUUGGAGUCCUGAAGCAACCACAAAAGAUCUUCUCAAAAAGAGGGAAUUACGUCGGCAGCGUUUUACUUAUGAAGUGGACUUUGAUGAUUUCAUGAUGCCAUUUAAGAAGAAUUUAAUGGAGAAAGUCCGUACAAUGCAACAGAAUGCUGCUUUGCAUUAA